AUGCCCGUCUCGCUCUUGCCCUCCCCGGUGCGGCAACCAAGGGUCGACAAGGCCGCCAUUCCGGCGGCAAGCCACCAUACGCCCCCUCCUCUCAAUGGGUAUGAGUUUAUCGAGCACCGCCGCAGUGCCCUUUCACACGACACGUUCGUUGCCCGCGAUGUACGCCAGCAGCAGCAUCCGCCACAGCCGGAUAACGAUAAAGCGAAGGUUAUCAUUCGUGUCUAUGCGCUGGAGUACCUGCGCCGCGAUGAGGAGUGCCGAUUCGCGCUUGAGCGUGAGUGCCUGACGGCGCGUCUGGUGGUGCAUCCGCAUCUGCUGCCACUUGCUGCCCACUUUGCCUCCAAGACGGAUUUGUUUGUUGUCGAGAAGUUCUGCGCCGGCGGAGACCUCUACGAGCUGAUGAUGUCGCUGGCCAACGGGGGUCUCAACGCCUCAGACUCUGGUGCGGCGGAAGCCGAAGCGCCGCCCCGUAGUGGCAGCGGCCUUCCCAGCAAUACUGUUAAACGAUUCACGCGAGAGUUGCUCUCCGCCGUGCAGUACCUACACCGCACCUGUGGACUCGUGCACCGCAACAUCAAGCUCGAAACCCUCUUCAUCGACGAAGAGCAACAUCUUCGACUUGGCAGCUUUGGACUGUGUGCGGUGCUGCCGCCACCGAGCGUGGCGACGGGAAACGGAAAAGGAGCGUUAGAUGCACUGGACGGCACGGCAACUUCUUCGCCUGCGCCGCUGCAGCUGUGCUGUGGGUCGAAGCAUUACGCGGCACCCGAGCUGGUGCAGGGCCACCCCUAUCAGGGCGAGGCCGUCGACGCCUGGGCCUGUGGCGUCGUGCUCUUUUCGCUUCUCACCGGCUGUUUUCCCUUCGACAGCGACGAUGGCGACGAGGCCCUCUUCCGACUUCUGUGCGGCGACGUGGAGACCCACCUGGCACAGCACCCGGCCAUGGAGGCUAUUGAAGACCCUCAGGCGUGCGACCUAGUGCGCAACUUGCUGCGACCCAACCCAAGGGCCCGCUACACUGUCUCUGAAGCGCUUGAACACCCGUACCUGGAGGAAGCUUGA
Messenger RNA from Leishmania braziliensis MHOM/BR/75/M2904, 1062 nucleotides. Its product is annotated as serine/threonine-protein kinase-like protein. The transcript has a single exon. The record is from RefSeq and is a predicted model, not a curated record. Lineage: Eukaryota; Euglenozoa; Kinetoplastea; Trypanosomatida; Trypanosomatidae. The coding region runs from base 1 to 1062 and encodes 353 amino acids. Gene Ontology annotation, molecular function: ATP binding; protein serine/threonine kinase activity. Gene Ontology annotation, biological process: intracellular signal transduction; protein phosphorylation.